Molecule: messenger RNA, 4570 nt
Organism: Ruditapes philippinarum (Manila clam)
Lineage: Eukaryota; Metazoa; Mollusca; Bivalvia; Venerida; Veneridae
Exons: 10
Coding region: 110-2848 (912 amino acids)
Cellular component (GO): cytoplasm
Source: RefSeq, a predicted model, not a curated record
AUCAAAAGUGAUACUCGUCCAUUUAUGGUGUAUGUUUACUGUCGCAACUACUCUCAAAAGCUGUUCUAGAAUACAUCAUGCACGUUGAUAAGUGAAAACGUUUCGAGACAUGGUAGUUGAUCUUCUCAAUGUUACCGAGAAUCAUGCUUGCGAAACAAAUCCAAUGUCAAAGCAUUUUGUAAAGAUAGUUUGCAGUUUGUUUACCUCAAGAGAGUCUGUUACUGACGAAAAGGGUGAGAAAAAAGUCCAGAAGUUUUCUCCACUAAUUUUAAGCCUCGAAGAAAAAGAAGAAAAUGACACUGAUGAAAAAGCACAACGCAGAGUAAUUGACGUUAUUAGCAGAUGUUUUAAUGUUUGUAGAAACGCAAUGGUCGGACAACAACUGGCAAGAUACUACUACAUCGUUUUAAAAGACUAUACAUCUGCAGAAGACACCAUAAAACAAUGCUUGUUACAACUUCCUCAUAACUCCUACCUUCUUGAUACAUACGGACAGAUUUUCAAGACCAAAAUGGAGCAGUCAUUUUCAAAUUUAGUUGGGAAGAAAAUGGCAAAUUGUGAAGCUGCAGAAUGCAUAAAUUUAGCUUCAAAGGCUGUGGAAAAAUUUCAACUUGCACAAGAAGCAUCCACACAAUACGAAGAAAAUGCUGCCUUCAACUCAAACAGUUUUUAUAUGGAAGUGAUGACAGCUUUGAGCUUACUGGAACAUUUUCACAAGUUUGAAUGUUAUAAAGAUAAAGAGUCAUUUUGGAAGUUCUUGAACGAGGAUAACAUUUGCUUGGAAACAUCACCUUACAAAGAAAUUGUUGCAUUGGCGCCCACUCUUGAAACUUUUAAGAAAAAAAGUGAAAUUCAGCAUCACUUAGAAAUGUCACUUCGUACUCUUGAGGAAAGAGCCUAUAUGGCUCGCCAUUUGACAACUGUCUUUACACCUUCGGGUGAUACUCUUUUAUUAAGGCCAAGGGAAAAGUUUGAAAUGUUCUAUGGGAGUAAGGAACACACGUCCCAGUUCGAAUUUCUAUUUGGAGUAGGAUUAAAACUUCUGAUGAAAGCUCACACAGAUAAAGAAAGUCGUGGAAAGUUUGAAAAGCGAGUAAAAGAGGCAGAAAGACGCUUAGAGAAAAAAGACUUUACAGAACAAGAGAGGGAUUUGUUAGUUUAUUUAGGGUACAAUAUUAUAAGAUUGUCCACAGAGGAGAUAAAUGCCAGUUUGAGUUUAUAUAGACGCUUGCUCAAUUAUAGUACUGAUUUAUGGAAGAUACAGCGAAACAAGAACGCAAAAGAUAGGAAAUAUGUAGAAGCUUAUCUUUAUUAUGCGCUUUUGCAUUGGAUUCUACCAGGACGAUCUGAGUUGGGAAUAGAAGGCUUGUCACAUCCAGAAACGUAUAGUGUUCUCCUUAAAGAAUGGGAGGAGACCUACAUGAUAAACAAUCAUAUUAGAAACAGAGAACAACUUUUCAAAGAAAAACCAAAAAUAUUUUUUGCAAUUGGAAAUGGGUCACAUGGAAACGAUAUUGUAGAUUUAGAGUGGCUUCGACAUUUAUGGAGAGAAGCAAUGUCAAAGCAAGGACGAACAAGAAAAGAAGUGAAGGCUGACAAUCACUGGCAACAUCCAAUAUUUGAAGAGCGUCUUGCGCGUUUAAAUGGGACUGUUGACUCAAAUGGUAGGCGAAUAUCCACAGAGGUUUGCUUUAACAAAAGAAAUUACACAUUCAAGAUACGCACCAACGAAUAUUAUGAACCCCUCAAAAACCGAGCUGUGACGUUUGUUCUUGCGUUUUCGUGGAUGGAUCCAGUCGCUCUUGAUGUUAGGAAGCAUGAUAAAUAUUUCAAAAGACAAAAUUCGCAGAGAUCACCGGAGAAUACACAAGAAAAUUGGUUUCAAAAUUAUGAUAACAAUGAUGAACUUGCACGUCAAGAUACCAACUUAAGAAAUCUGAGCACCUUACCAAAAGAACAACGCCCUAGCUCCAGAGAUGAACAGAUCUCUCUAAAUUGGUCCACUGAUACUGAGCAUAUUCGGGAAAACGCUGCAUGCAAAUCAGAAGGACACCACAAAAAGGCUGCCUACUCUAAAUCCGAAAGUCAAGUAACAAAGAAAACUUUCUCUAUGGAUGAUGGUGACGGACAAAGUAACAGUAAGAACUCAUCACUUAGGACAGAUGGUUUUGGCCGUGGCAGAGGUCGAGGAAUCAGAAGCCAGGCAGUUGCACCGACCGGAACUCGGUCAACAUUUAAGGAGGCAACGGCUGCGGAUCAUGAUUCUUCUCAGUUAAACAGGGAUCGGAAAAAUAUGAAGACAUGUAUUCCUGAUGAAAAAGGGCCGCUUGGUGUUUUCAAAACAGAGUCUUUUGAGUCAAAACACAAACCUGAUACUGGAAACGAUCAAAAAGAAAAGAAAUCGUUUGCAGCCGUUGGAAAUGAUUCACCAGCUACUCCUUGGUCAAACAUUGCUGGAAGCUCCAUUAGUGCUUCAGGUCAGAGCUCAACAAUCAACAUGACUAGAACAAAAACCUGUGAAGGAAAUGUAUUUACGGAAGAUGUCCAAGACAUAGAUGAGAUCGAUAAAGAAUGGACUACCGUAAAGAAAAAGUCUCGUAGCGUCAAAAAAGAAAAUCAAAACAUCAAGGCACAUAUAUCUGCUCCUCGUUUAUCUUCGGCAUACACUUCAAAACAGGAGAGGUUUGAAGAACUACUAAUAAAAAAAUGCCAAGAAAGAUAUCCCCAUGUAUCCCGAAGUAAAUUGAUAAAUGCCUAUAAAGAUGUCAAAAGUAGUAAUAGCGGAAAUCUAACAGGAAUUAGAAUGGAGAACAUUAUUGAAGAAAUCGGGAAACAUUUGAAACACUGAAAGUGCUUAAGAGACAUUGUAAAAUAAACAUAUUAUAAGAAAAAUGCAGAUGUCACGGACGUACAUGAAUACUUGUUUUUAAUGUACUUUUUCAUAUGUUGGUUAAAUAUAGUACAUAUAGUACUAAUAUAAUGUUGAUUAUGUAAAUAUUGAUGUCGUUAUCAUUUGAAACAAGUCUAUCUAUUUAGAAAAGUUGUGAAAUUAGGAAUUUUAAUUAAGUGAUGAGAUUGAAUUUGUAUUCUCAUAAUGAUCAUAUAUGUAAAUUAUUUGUUAUCUAUGAAAGCUAUAUGUAAAUACGUUACCUUGCCUUUAUUUAAUUUUUUGAAAAUGUAUCGUUUGAAUGUUGGCAUCAUGGCAUACUUUCUCUUUUGAACCACACUAUGUGAUAUUCCUCUUCACCUAGGCUGUCCUCAAUUCCGUUUCCACACAAUUCCGUUUCCUCACCGAAUCUAUUUUACCCCAAUUGAUUUUCUCGGGUAAACUGUUUCCCCUCUUUCAGUUUUACCACAAAUAUUUUUUACCCUCAAUCCAUUUUCUCAUCCUGACUAUUUUAAAUGAUGUUUUCAUAUACAUGCUAAAAACAUAAAACUGACAUGAGCUUUUUCAUUUUUACGACUUUCCCCCAAACACUAACUAAAUAUUUCAAUCGAAUAAAAAGUUCCCUUUAAGAGAUAAAGGCGCUCUUGGAAAUGAAUUACUCGACGCUUUUAUCUCAUAUGUCAACAAUCGCCAUUAUCAGAGACACAUGCAGUUGUAAUACACACUAAUUACGCAUGUUAGCCAAUAAGUAUGUGUUAUGUUUUAAAUAUUAAUUGUAAAAUAAUGUGAAAAGUAACUUCAUUAAACAAGUUUGGCCGUCCAAUUGAAUUUAAAUGUAACAAUGUUCUGUUGUUGUUGUGAUAAUAAAUGAUGUUAAUAUGCUUAUUAAAUAUGUGCCUGGUUAUUAUUAUUGGAUUUUUUAUUUUGUAUUGUUUAACUUAAAGAACGUCAAAAUUCUUAACUCUUACUCUGCUGUAACGGAUAGUUAUUAGCUUUUAACAGCACGGGCGACAGUCUCUGUACUUCUGGUAGCUCAGUUUUGGUAUUUUGAAAUUGAAAACCCUUAAACUUAGAAAUUACUAUUCCAUAUUUCAAGGGGACAUAUACAUUACACAAACUGAGCAGUUUAAGGGUUAAAGAGUAAAUCACUUUUAUGAAUGUAAAAGAUUGUCCCCCUCUUUCUAGUUGUGAGUUAUGGAAAAACUUCAUACAGUAUUUGAUGCAAUAUUUUGGGACAAUCUACAAUUUUUGUUUUAAUUUUGUUUUUUUGUUGUUUUAUACAUUAACGUCAUUUUGUAUCAGUGGUUGUAUUUUUUUUGGUUAUCUGAAAUGAAAUGUUUUACAUAUGAUUUGAAACAUAAAGAAUUACGUGUACUUAAUAUGUCAAUUUUUGGUUGAAUUAUGUUUUUGUUCAGCAUAAACUUCAUUUUGUAUCAGAGGUCGUUUAUAUUUGACAUGAAAUGUUUUAUAUAUAAUAUGAAACAUAAAGAAUAACGUUUUCCUAAGUCAAUGUUUGUUUGAAUUAUGUUUUUAUUGUUCAACAUAAACUUCAUUUUGUAUCAAGGGUUGUUUGUAUUUUUUAUGGUUAAUUGAAAUGUAAUGUUUUAUAUGUAAUGUGAAACAUAAAGAAGAACGUUUAUUAUAUGUCUUCAUUUAAAUAAAAAAACUAUUUAUACACUGUAA